Molecule: messenger RNA, 1136 nt
Organism: Merops nubicus (carmine bee-eater)
Lineage: Eukaryota; Metazoa; Chordata; Aves; Coraciiformes; Meropidae
Product: ras-specific guanine nucleotide-releasing factor RalGPS1-like
Biological process (GO): small GTPase-mediated signal transduction
Molecular function (GO): guanyl-nucleotide exchange factor activity
Source: RefSeq, a predicted model, not a curated record
GAAUUUAUCUCUUGGAUUUAAUCUACAUUGAUUCUGCAUAUCCAGCUUCAGGCAGCAUUAUGGAGAAUGAACAAAGAUCCAAUCAAAUGAACAAUAUUCUUCGAAUAAUAGCUGAUCUGCAAGUCUCCUGCAACUAUGAUCAUCUCACAACACUGCCACAUGUGCAGAAGUAUUUGAAGUCUGUCCGUUACAUUGAAGAACUUCAGAAAUUUGUAGAAGAUGACAAUUACAAAUUAUCAUUAAGAAUUGAGCCAGGGAACAGCUCUCCUCGACUGGUUUCCUCCAAAGAAGAUCUUGCAGGUCCAUCUGACAUGUCAGCUAUUAUGAAAUUAAAAAGACCCACGUGUCCUGAUGCCUCAGUAGCAGCAAGUCUACCUACACCUCCUGUACCAAGGCAUAGGAAGAGUCACAGCCUGGGAAACAACAUGAUGUGUCAGUUCAGUGUGGUGGAGAGCAAAAGCGCCACGUUCCCGACGGAGAGGCCGCGCCACCUCCUGGAUGACAGCGUCCUGGAGUCGCACAGCCCGGCCCGCAGCCACCCCCGCAGCUCGCACUUCGCCAACGGCCUCUCCAUAGACAGCAGUGAAAGCUCAGAGUUUAGUGAGGAGCUGCCAUCCGGGCUUGAAAGGGGUCGUUUAUAUGCCACGCUGGGGCCUAACUGGAGGGUACCAAUCCGGAAUUCUCCUAGGAGUCGAAGCUGUGUGUACAGCCCAACAGGGGCCUGCAGCUGCUCACUAAGUAGUUCCACAGGAGUAAUUACCAUGGAAGGGCCAUUAAGAAGAAAAACAUUGCUCAAAGAAGGCAAGAAACCUGCUCUCUCCUCAUGGACUAGAUACUGGGUUAUGCUUGCAGGAUCAAGUCUUCUGUACUUUGGAGCAAAAUCUUUAAGAGGCACUGAAAGAAAACAUUAUAAAUCCACACCUGGUAAAAAAGUCUCCAUUGUGGGCUGGAUGGUGGCACUGCCUGAUGACCCUGAGCAUCCUGAUGUUUUCCAGCUAAAUAACCCCGACAAAGGAAACGUUUACAAGUUCCAGACUGGUUCAAGGUUUCAUGCAAUAUUAUGGCACAAGCAUUUGGAUGACGCAUGCAAAAGCAACAAGCCUCAGGUACCUGCUAACCUAAUGUCAUUUGAAUAA